Clarias gariepinus (North African catfish) is the source of this 1804-nucleotide messenger RNA. RefSeq names its product retinal degeneration 3, GUCY2D regulator (gene rd3). The transcript has 3 exons. NCBI's taxonomy places the organism in Eukaryota, Metazoa, Chordata, Actinopteri, Siluriformes, Clariidae. The coding region runs from base 218 to 844 and encodes 208 amino acids. The record is from RefSeq and is a predicted model, not a curated record.
CUCCAGGGACAAACAGAGAGAGAGAGAGAGAGAGAGAGAGAGAGAAAACAGUAUAAAAAGGACAGUCAUUGCAAAACAAUAAGCAAAUCAAAAUGCACAGAUCUUGAGAACUAUAAUCUGAAGUCUGGUGAAGAUUUGGAGUUGGACUUCUUUUAUUCUCAAAGUCUGAAGUUGUAAGAACAGAGUUUAAGGUUUAGGAGCGCGCGCGCACAGGGCCAUGUCGUGGUUCGGCUGGAGCGAGCCUCAGUACCGGAGCACGCGCCGCGACCCGGCGGAGGUGGUGACGGACACGCUGAUGCUCGAGCUCAACUGGCAGAUGAAGGAGGCGGAGCGGCUGCAGCGCGAGCGCGACAACGAGUACCGGCGGCUGCGCACCGGCGUGGACUACAGCUGGCUGGUGAGCGCGCCGCGCGUCGCCUACGACAUCAGCCACGGGGAGAGACUGGCGCUCGAGGACCUGUGCGGCAAAGUGCAUCCGUCCUACUGCGGAGCCGUGAUCCUCCGGUUUCGUCAGGUGCUGACAGAGAAUGAGCCCGAAGUGCAAGAGGUUUCUGGGCUUUUCCGUGCUGUUCUGCUUGAGACACUGGAGCGUAUUCAGGAGGAGAAGGAAGCACAGCGCUUGGCUCGGCAGUGGAAUAACAAGCGCUCUAUCAGCCUGUCCAUGCUUACCUUUAAAUCCCGAAUGAGGAUCAAUCCUUUCGGCAGCUCUGUGGCUCUCACCUCCAGCAGUUCUGGAUUAGAGGAAGUCCACACCAUAUCUCAGGAUGUUGAGAAAGGACACACAGCACAACGUGUGUUUAGCAUGCCUGAUUUUAGACAGAAAGGCAUUAACGGUCAUGUGUGAUCGAUGUUUGGACUCCAAAAAACACAACCUCACGAAUGGAGGUAAAUUCAUGAUAUACAGUAAUAACCACCAAACAUUAUAUAAUAGUUUUCUGCAAAUAACUUUCCAAUAAUAAAUAACAUUUUUAUUAUAUUUUCUAUAGAAAAAUAGUAACGCUAUAAAUAUUUGUUUGAUUGUAACAUACCUUCAUACUGCUAUCAUGUCACACCUGAUGAGUUUUUAAAGACUCUCGCAGCUGCUGUACCAUGUAAAUGCCAAGUUUAUGAUUUAAAUUUGGUAAUAAAAACGAAAUAUGUAACCCUUUUGGUCCUGUAACAGCUGUAGAGUUCAGUGGAUGGUGUUUUCAGAUUCUGAUUUGAAUGGCAUUUAGUAGUCUGUACCCAAAUGAACCACAAACCUGUCCUGGCUCAAAUAAUCAAUCAUACACAGACUGUAUUUUAUUUAAUCUAGAACAGAAUAUACUGUGCAUAAAUCUGAAGUUUAAUGAUUUGUCCAUGAGACAAUUCUGAUUUUUCCAAUUUGGAAAAAAGUAAGAUUUGUGCAACAUCAAUAAAUUGUUAUACUGUACUUAAGGUUUUAUAUUAAUAAACAUAUAUAUUAAAAAUGUAUUAAAUUUCAGAGAAAAGUCAAAAUAAAUAUUAAAUCUUAAAUAGAGCUACAUGCAUUUAUAAUAAUAAUUUAACAGAAAAUUAGAGUACUUAGAAGAAAAGGAUUUCUUUUAUGUAUAGUUAAUGCUAUAGCUAUCCAUGUGUGUAUAAAGAUGGACUGCCGUGCUCAAGUUGAGGAUAAGCAACCCCCGACCCUACCUCAUUAAAAUGUUGCAAUAUGGUGGAGUCAACAAAUGCUUAACAAAUGAAAUGCUUUGCCUCCAUGGAAGGCAUCUGAAAAUGUAUUAUGUAUAUUUGUCUAUGUAAAGGAUACAUUUUGCAAGCUUACAGAUUAAAUUAUGCUUUCAGGUAA